Messenger RNA from Thecamonas trahens ATCC 50062, 3994 nucleotides. RefSeq lists its product as uncharacterized. Gene Ontology annotation, biological process: vesicle transport along actin filament; actin filament organization. The coding region runs from base 1 to 3960 and encodes 1319 amino acids. Gene Ontology annotation, cellular component: myosin complex; actin cytoskeleton; cytoplasm. The transcript is spliced from 2 exons. NCBI's taxonomy places the organism in Eukaryota, Apusomonadida, Apusomonadidae. Gene Ontology annotation, molecular function: ATP binding; microfilament motor activity; actin filament binding. The record is from RefSeq and is a predicted model, not a curated record.
AUGCCCAACGACCCCAACUACCCGGAAAAGGCAGGGACGGUAAUGGCGUCGGACGAUAGCCAUACUGACGUCAAGAUCGAGCCGGGGUGGGAGAACACUCCGGCCAAGAUCUCGGUCAAGCCUGGCUCGUCUGACUACGAGCUGCUUCCGAUGUCUCUGCCGCCCGAGGGAGUGGAAGACAUGCUGACGCUGACGGAUUUGUACGUCGGUGCUCUGCUGCACAACCUCAAGAUCCGCUACAACAAGGACCUCAUCUACACGUACAUUGGCCAGAUUCUGGUGGCGGUCAACCCGUUCCGCGCAGUCAAGGACGCCGAGGGUCUCUCUAUCAUUGGCGAUGAGUACAAGGAGCGGUACCAGGACUGCGAGUUUACCAAGCUCGCGCCGCACACCUUUGCCAUCUCGGACGAGUGCUACAAGAUCAUGAUGGCGGAGCAGGCGAACAUGUCGGUGGUCAUUUCGGGUGAGUCGGGCGCCGGCAAGUCCGAGUCGACCAAGCACGUGCUCCAGUACCUCGCCCACCGGUCGUCGGUCCAGGCCGGUGGCGAGGUCUCUUCCAUCGAGUCGCAGAUUGUUAUGACCUCGCUCGUGCUUGAGGCCUUUGGCAACGCGUGCACAACGCGGAACAACAACUCGUCGCGGUUCGGCAAGUUUGUGCAGGUCCAGUUUGUCGACGGCAUCAUCAAGGGAGCCAUGAUUGAGCAGUACCUGCUCGAAAAGUCGCGCAUUGUCAUGCAGAACAAGGACGAGCGAAACUACCACAUCUUCUACGACAUCUUCUUCUACGACGCCGACGUUGUCAAGAAUGAGUGGCACCUGACCAAGUCGACCGAUUACAAGUACCUCAACGGCGGGAAGCGGCCGAUUGCGCCAGGCAUCGACGACGAGGAGGACUUUACCACCAUCGUCGUGCCGUACAUGCGCGAGCUCGGCAUCGACGACGCCCAGCAAAAGGAGAUGUACACCGUUCUCGCCGCCAUCCUCCACAUUGGCGAGAUCGAGAUGAAGGAGAUCCUCGGCGAUGACGGCGAGCCGGCGUCCGAGGUCAAGGACUCGGGCUCGCUCGACACCGUCGCCCACCUCCUGCAGGUCGACAAGGACGCGCUGGCCUUUGCCAUGUGCCACCGCGAGAUCACUGUCGGCGACCAGGUCAUUACCAAGCAGCUCUCGCCAGAGCAGGCGCUCGACAACCGCGACGCCUUUGCCAAGGGCAUCUACCAGUCGCUCUUCGAGGACCUCGUUCACCGCAUCAACAACACCGUCGCCUACGAGCAGUCCGAGGACGCCUGGAUCGGCGUCCUGGACAUCUUUGGCUUUGAGCACUUUCACCUCACUCGGCCCAAGAACGGCGAGCUGUACCCCAACAACUCGUUUGAGCAGUUCUGCAUCAACUUUGCCAACGAGAUGCUGCAGAACUUUUUCAACGAGGCCAUCUUCAAGCAGGAGAAGGCCCUCUACGACGCCGAGGGCAUCCCAGUCGACAACAUCGAGUUUGACAACAACGAUCCGUGCAUCGACCUCAUUCUCGAGCAAAUGGGCAUUCUCGACGAGUUCUCCACCGGCCCGCGCAAGCGGACCAACCAGGAGCUCCUCGAGCGGUUCUCCGCCAAGUUUGGCGGCCCACGCCCGCGCCGCCUCAAGAAGACGCAGUUUUACGGCAAGCUGCGCCCCAACAAGUUCCGCACAGACUCGACCGACUUUGUCAUUGCACACUACGCCGGCGACGUCCAGUACUCGGUCUGCCGGGACAACCUCAACGACCCGAGCGUCGAUCCCGAGACCGCCGGCUUCCUCGAGAAAAACAAGGACAAGAUGGUUGACCUCUUUGUCACCCUCGUCCAGAACUCGGGCCUCGGCUACCUCUCGUCGCUCUUCGCCCAGCACAAGGCGACCAAGACCGUGGCCUUUAUCUUCCGCACCUCACUCAAGUCGCUCAUCACCAAGCUCCGCUCCACUAUUCCGUUCUUCAUCCGCUGCGUCAAGCCGAACCCCGACAAGAAGGCCCGUCGGUUUGUCAACGACAUGGUCCUGGCCCAGCUCCGUGCGGCAGGCAUGCUCGAGACCAUCAACAUCCGUAACGCUGGCUACCCGCAGCGUAUGACGCCCGACAAGUUCAUGAAGCGGUACAAGCUCAUUGUCCAGCUGCUGGAAGACAUCUCGGAUGCCACCCCGCCCGAGGAGGCCACUGCCGCUAUCCUCGACUGGGUCCACGCCAAGUACGCCGACGACUUUGGCCCCACGCCGUGGCACAUGGGCACGACCAUGGUGUUCAUGAAGGAGCGCCUGCUUCGCUGCCUCGAGGCUGAGCGCGCCGACGCCAAGGCCAAGAUCGACGCCAUCAAAAAGGUCGGCCUCGAGCAUCUGCAGGCACUCCACCGCAUGUGGCUCGCCCGGCGCAAGCUCCCGCGCCUGGUCGAAGAGUACAAACGCAACGAGAAGCGCAUCGAGCGCAUCCGCGAGCUCGUUGCCCAGGGUCACUCUCUCGAAGAGGCCAAGAAGAUCCUCGCCGCCGAGGAGGAGGCCGAGCGCAAGGCCCGCGAGGACGCCGAGCGCGAAGCCGUCCUCGAGCCCAUCGCCGCCGUCGCCAACCCCGCGCUCCGUGACGUCGACGAGCUGCUAGAGACGCUCAAGCGUGUCGCCCAGGGCUCGCACGACCCCGCGCAGGUCAAAGACGUCAAGGCUCGUGUCGCCGCCCUCGCAAAGUCGGCCAAGCUCGCCGCAGAGGGCAUUGCCAAGCUCUCUGCGGGCACGGUCUUCCGUGAUGAGGGCACCGUCACCCGCGUCACCAAGCUCGUGUCCAACCUCGAGGACCUCGUCCAGGUCGAGCGCAAGGCCGCUCCGGCGUCCGAGGAGGAGAUGCAUGCGUUCAUUGAGGAGGAGGCCCGUCGCAAGGCCGAGGAGGAGCGCCGUCGCAAGGAGGAAGAGGCCCGCAUCGCCGCCGAACGCGCUCGUCGGGCCCGUGCUCGCGUCCUCGCAGAUAAGCUCCGCCAGGACGCCAAGGCCCGCGCCCAGCGCGAGCGAGCCGCCCGCAAGGCCGAAAUCGCCCGCGUCCUCGCCGCCCGCAAGCGCAAGGCCGAAAUGGAGGCCGCCGUCAAGAUCGAGCAGGAGCGCAUCCAGCGGACCAUCAACGCCGCCCGCGCCGAGCACGAGCGCCUUGAGCGCGAGCGCGAAGAGCUGCUGGCCCAGAAGAAGAAGAUGGACGAGGACGCCGCACGCGCCCGCGCUGCCGCAGAGAAGCAGGCUGCCCAGCAGCGGACCAUCCAGGCCAAGAAGGAGCGCAUCGCCCAGAAGCAGGCCAAGCGCCGUGCCCGCGUCGAAGAGGCCAAGGAGUUUGCCAAGACAGAGGUCCUCCGUGGCACUCGCGUGCUGUGGAAGGGCAAGCGCGCCACCAUCCGCUACUGUGGUCGCCUGCCCAUUGCCGACUCGGACGACGUCUGGCUCGGCCUCGAGAUGGACAAGAAGCUCAAGAACGGCAUUGGCAACGACGGCUCGUGUCUCGGCGUUCAGUUCUUUGUCUGCGCCGCGGGCCGUGGCCUCUUUGUCCGCUCAGAGCGCGUCUCCGUCGUUCGCACAGACGUUUCCAAGGACGUCGGCGUCCGUGUCGUCGCAAAGGGUCAGCGCGGCACUAUCCGCUACGUCGGCGAAGUGUACGGCCAGGACGGAACCUGGGUCGGCAUCGAGCUCGACAAGGUCGGCUGCGGCAAGAACGACGGCAUGGCCCACGAGCACCGCUACUUUACCUGCCCGCCCAAGACCGGCAUCUUUAUGCGGCCCGACGCCGUCGACGUCGUCGAGCCCUGGUCCGAUGAGGCCGUCCACGCAAAGCUUCUCGACUACUGCGUCGAGAACAACAUGCUCUCGGACUCGGACCUCCGCGAGCUCAUCCGCCGGACCCGCGAGGAAAUGGCCGACACCCACGGCGCGUCGGGCGCCGCUGCCUCGGCCAAGCCCACAAAGUGAAGUGACUGCCGCCAAUGAACGACCGAGCAAGUGC